AUGUCUACUAGGCUAACUCCACGUCGGCGCGUCAGUCGUCAGCACGUGGUGAUAAGGGUGGGAGAGUUGAGGAAGAUUUUUCUUCCAUAUGGGAAGAAAUCCCGUAAAACGGCAACUAGCACAAUUGCUUCCGGUCAGAAAUCUAAUCACAGAUUUCUGUGUUUAGCUGAUAGCUCUCAGACAACUGUACCAGACAGACAUUUAAAGAAAAAAUUACAUGAAGCUGGCCUUGGGGAGAAGAAAAUAGCACUAUACAAAAAUGACGAUCCUGACUAUUUCAAAAGAGAAAUAGAAUUAAAUUAUGAAAAGUUAUCUGGAUGCGGAUCAUUCGAUUUGCAUAAGGCAAUUGGCAGAACCAAUUUAGAAAUAAUUAAAGCUCCAAAGAAUGGCUACACUUCAAAUUUCUUAUCGACAUGUUAUUUUGGCCAGGCAAUAAUAUACAUAAAACCUCUUCAGAGGAAUAUAGACACAUCUCCCAUAACCAGCCAAGAGUCUGAUGGAGAAUGUCAUACAGAGAUAUGUUUAGAUUGUGGAGAAGAUGUUCCAAUCAACAAUAUACGGAUGCAUAUUGAAGAGAAGCAUGGGGAAGAACUUCCUGUCGUAAAAAAGAAAAGACGUGUAACUGUGCCUAUAUGCAACUUCGCUUGUAUAGCAGAGGAUUCAAAACCAUUUAGUGAUGAUAAUGAAGUGUAA
This is a messenger RNA of Lottia gigantea (owl limpet), 693 nucleotides long. RefSeq lists its product as hypothetical. The transcript has 6 exons. The coding region runs from base 1 to 693 and encodes 230 amino acids. The record is from RefSeq and is a predicted model, not a curated record. Lineage: Eukaryota; Metazoa; Mollusca; Gastropoda; Lottiidae.